Filobasidium floriforme is the source of this 2140-nucleotide messenger RNA. Its product is annotated as major facilitator superfamily domain-containing protein. The transcript is spliced from 12 exons. NCBI's taxonomy places the organism in Eukaryota, Fungi, Basidiomycota, Tremellomycetes, Filobasidiales, Filobasidiaceae. Gene Ontology annotation, biological process: transmembrane transport. Gene Ontology annotation, molecular function: transmembrane transporter activity. Bases 140 to 2029 code for a protein of 629 amino acids. The record is from RefSeq and is a predicted model, not a curated record.
CGUCUCGCAGGACCUAUAUAAGCAGCACACUCUUAUCCAUCCAUCGCGCCGAUCACCAGCAUUAUCCUCCUCCCCUCUUCUCCACAGAAAUCGUUCCAUAUUGCGCUAACAUCGACCAGCAAGGGGACGUUCUGCCACGAUGAACGACUACGACAAGGAUCAAGACUACAGCAGGCGGACGAGCGAUGAAGCCAAAAAGUAUCAGCUCGAAGCUGAUGGUGGGGAAGGUGGGCACGGCGAGCCCAUCGCCAACUACGAGCUGCACCACCAGACCAAGAAUGAGAGCGAUGCCGCUUCGUCCGAGUUCGAGUUGGAACAAGAGGCCGGUGUCUCUCGUAUCGAGGCCUUGUACACCGUCUUUGGAUACGGCUGGAAGCUCUGGGCUCUUUACAUCGCCCUCGGUCUGUUCUGUUACGCCAACUCGCUCGAGGGGAACACCACCUACAACUAUCAACAAUUCGCCGUCUCGUCCUUCGGUGCACACCCGUUGUUGUCCACCAUCGGGAUCUUGACGAGCAUCAUGGGAGGUGUUAUCAAGCCUUUCGUCUCCAAGAUUGCCGACCUGUUCAGCCGACCGUCCGCCUUGGCCGGUUCCGUCAUCCUCCUUGCUAUCGGAAUGAUGGUCACCGCUGUUUCCAAAGACGUUCAUACCGUCGCUGCUGGUUCCGUCCUGUCCACCAUGGGAGGAACUGGAGUCGACGUCGUCUUCACCAUCCUCCUCGGAGACCUCUCUCCCUUGAAAUGGCGAGGAUUCAUGCAAGGUCUCUCUUCCAUGCCCUACGUCAUCAACUUUGCCAUCUCCCCUCGAAUCGUCAGCGCCUUGCACGUGAAUACGGGGAACGACAACUGGAGGUGGGGAUACGGAAUGUUCGCCAUCAUCAUCCCCGCUUGUGCUGCCCCGAUCUUGUUCGUCCUCUACUGGGGUGACUAUCGAGCCAAGAAGGCUGGUACCGUCUCGGUCGCCGCCUCGGACCUCCGUUUCAGGCAACAAAUCCAGGGAAAGAACGCUACCGAGACCGUCUGGUCCUGGAUGGUCUUCUACUGGCGACGAAUCGACGGGUUCGGGUUGAUCCUCCUCGGAUUCGCAUUCUCCUUGAUCCUCUUGCCGUUCAGUUUGGCUGCUGGUGCCGAUCAUGGAUACAAGAACCGAUCGUUGAUCGCCAUGUUCGUCGUCGGUGGUCUUACCAUGAUCGCCUUCUUCACCUGGGAGUGGAAAUAUGCCAGGUUCCCAUUGAUGCCUAAGCGUGUCAUGAACCGAACCAUGAUCUGCUGUUGCGUCAUCGACUUCCUCUACUACUUCUCCGCCUACAUUCCCAACUACUUUACCUCUUGGAUUUUCGUCGUCAAGGACUGGUCCUUCGUCAACUACAACUACUGGAGUCAAUGUUUGGGAGUCGCCCUCUGCUUCUUCGGUCUCUGCGCUGGUAUCGUCAUGCGAUACACUAAGAGGUACAAGUGGACCUUGAUGUUCGGUCUCUGCGCUCGUGCCAUUGGUAUGGGUUUGCAAUUCUUGGCUGCCAACGGCAACAAGAGCGAUGCCGUCUUGGUCAUCAGUCAGAUCUUUGUCGGAAUCGGCGGUGGAUGCUCCGUCGUCGGAACCCAGGUUGCCGUUCAAGCUGCUGUUCCUCACCGAGACAUGGGCACUGCUAUCGCCUUGCUCGCGCUCUGGACCAGUGUCGGAGGAGCUAUCGGUAACGCCAUCGCCGGUGCUUUGUGGACCCAUGAGCUGCCCAAGCGUCUCGCCAUGUAUGCUGGAGACGUCCUUAACUCGACUCAGCUUGCCGAGAUUGCUGGUAGCACACCUGUUGCUCACGUCGCCGAGCCUCGUGCGGCCAUCAUUCGAGCUUACGACGAGGCCUCGUGGCUCCCUCUGCUGCUUGGGUUGAUCUUCACCAUCGCCGCCAUCCCCGUCGGUUUCUGGUGCAAGGAGUUCGAGCUCGGUGACGCUCAGAACGCCGUUGAGGAGGACAAGGUCAUCAGGGUCAAGAAGCAGGCCGAGGUCGACGCCGAGCUGGAGGGGAGGGCUUAGGGAUGCUCAGACGGAGUUGAUAGAUAAUGUAUAGGGAUACCAGGAGGCGAUGUGCGGACUGUAAAACGUCAUCGACCGACAAAUCAAAAGAUCACAUAGAUGCUUCAUCAA